CCGGGCUACAAGACCGUGAUGACGAAAGACGCUCUCUCUUUGCCCCAUCUACUGCGAGAAUGAAGACCAUUCUCAGCAAUCAGACUGUCGACAUUCCAGAGAAUGUCGACAUCACUCUGAAGGGACGCACGGUGAUCGUGAAGGGCCCCCGCGGAACCCUGCGGAGGGAUUUCAACCACAUCAACGUAGAACUCAGUCUCCUUGGGAAAAAAAAGAAGAGGCUCCGGGUUGACAAAUGGUGGGGAAACAGAAAGGAACUGGCCACCGUUCGCACUAUCUGUAGUCAUGUACAGAACAUGAUCAAGGGUGUUACACUGGGCUUCCGCUACAAGAUGAGGUCUGUGUACGCUCACUUCCCCAUCAACGUUGUUAUUCAGGAGAAUGGGUCUCUAGUUGAAAUCCGAAACUUCUUGGGUGAGAAAUACAUCCGAAGAGUUCGGAUGAGAACAGGUGUUGCUUGUUCUGUAUCUCAAGCCCAGAAAGAUGAAUUAAUCCUUGAAGGAAAUGAUAUUGAACUUGUCUCAAAUUCAGCUGCUUUGAUUCAGCAAGCAACAACAGUUAAAAACAAGGAUAUCAGAAAAUUUUUGGAUGGUAUCUAUGUUUCUGAAAAAGGAACAGUUCAACAGGCUGAUGAAUAAGAUCUAAGUUAACUCAUCUUCAGAAACACCAUCCAGGAUCCUGACAACCAGUUUGUGAUACUUCAGUGAUGCAAUAAAAGAAUUCUAUUGACUUGA
Molecule: messenger RNA, 734 nt
Organism: Perognathus longimembris pacificus (Pacific pocket mouse)
Lineage: Eukaryota; Metazoa; Chordata; Mammalia; Rodentia; Heteromyidae
Gene: Rpl9
Product: ribosomal protein L9
Exons: 8
Coding region: 60-638 (192 amino acids)
Biological process (GO): cytoplasmic translation
Cellular component (GO): cytosolic large ribosomal subunit; ribosome
Molecular function (GO): structural constituent of ribosome; rRNA binding
Source: RefSeq, a predicted model, not a curated record